UAUUGUCACGUGAUUCCGAGGCCUCCGCAUAGCAACUAACACAACUUCCUGUCAUUCUCAUCGUCUAAUAUUUUGUACGUCAAAGGAUAAAAAGGAUGAGUUCAAGUGGAGAAGAGGAAGAGGCAGGGCCGAAUGUAGAUUCUACUGAUCCAGACGAGCGUGUCGCAGCUCGAAGAAUUCGUAUCGGAAGACGAGUUGAAGCAGCGAAACGUGCUGAGCUUGGUGAGGACCCCAAUGAGAAGAAGGAAGUGAAGGAAGAGCUGAGUAAAAGCAGAAAACAGAUUGAACAAAGUCGACUUUUGCUCUCUAAAUUGAACCAAGAUGCAUUUGAGCUUGUCACUAACAUCCGUGUGGCUGGGGAUGCCAGAGAAGCUGCAAGGAGAACAGAAGAGGAGGAGGCGAAGAGAUUGAGGAAGGAAAGACUUGAGCAAGAAGCUAAAACAGGAGCUGAGAAGUUUGAAGAGAUCACUAAAAAAUGGGAAUCAGCAUUACAGAAAGAGAUUCCUCAGGCUUUACAUCAGAUGCUUCGUCAACAGAAACAGAAUUGUGACACUAUUGUUGGUGACAAAAACAAGCUGAUUAACGACUUCCAACAGGAACUGAAGAUCAAGGAUGACCAGUAUGUGAAGGACCUGAAGAAACAAGCAGAGGAUGUGGACCUAAUGAUUGAGAGAAUGGAGGAACAGAUGAAGAAAGUUACAAAAGCUGCACGGAAGCAGCUCAAUGAGACAGAGAUGGCAUUCAAUGCAGAGCGAAAUGAACUGUUGGACUCACAUAAAAAGAAAUGGGAGGAGAGAAUGGAACAUCGCCGUCAGAAGGAAAUUGAUUACAUGAAGGCACGUGAGAAGCGUGUUGAGGAUUAUGAACAGCAAAUCCACACGAUACGAGUUCAGGACGCUGAGGAGUACAAUAUGAUCAAAAUUCGACUGGAAACAGACGUACAGAUCCUUGAGCAGCAGUUACAGCAGAUGAAAGCAACAUACCAGCUUAACCAGGAAAAACUGGAAUACAAUUUUCAAGUUCUGAAGAAGAGAGAUGACGAAAACACAAUUACCAGAUCACAGCAAAAACGAAAGAUAACAAGGUUACAGGAUGUUUUGAACAGCCUGCGCAUCAAACUGGCUAAACAGGAAAAACAGUUCAAGGAUGAAAACCAGCAAUUGACUGAGGAUUACAAGAGAAUCACAGAACAGUUCAGAGAUCUCCAGAGAAAAUCAAGACAUUUCAUGGCUGCUGAUCACAAGAAAUUCCAUGACGUCUGGUGUAUGAAUGAAGACGAGUGUAAGGAGCUUGUGAACGCGAUUCUAGAGGCGGACCAAAUCAUCCACCAACAUCAGCUUGGUCUAGUCUACCAGUCACCAGACAUGAAUUUCCUAGAAAAUGCUGGUCCCAUUGUUAGUGAAGCGACAAAGAGGAAAGGAGUCUCUGCUCAACAAAUUAUACAGGAAGUGAUGUCACAGACAGGGAGUCACAACACAGUAGGAGCAGAUGAAGAGGAUGAAGGUGAAACAGAUGAAAAUGCAGAUGGCAGUCUUCCUCCCGAUCACCAACCAGUCAAGAGCACACUUCUGUCCAAAAUUAACGCCAACACCAUAAAACUUAUCCUGGAGCUGUUAUGUGAUGAGUCGGGAUUUUUAGUGGAGUCCAAACUAAACAAGCUGCUAGCUCCACUGGAAAAAGAUGAACGCUCAUUGAUGAAGUUAGAUGCAAUUUUUAGUGCUCUAGGAAUCGACACAGAAGAAGAUGUCCACCUCCUAGCCAGUUAUUUCAUGCACAUCAAGGGCCGCAAACAGCCACAGGACGAGGAGAAGGACACAGUCAUAGAUGAGCCUUCCCAGACUGAGAUGAGUGGAGAGCUGGAUGAUAUUGACGAGGAGAUUCGGAAACUCACAGGAAAAGAGGGAGACCUUGAAUCUACCAAGAGUGAGACCGUGGAACUGAUCCACCCUAAUGAAGUACUGAAGGCUCUCAGGGCAUUUGUGGAGGAAAACAGGCAACCAACCAAGGAGAAAGGGAAACAGUCACAGUUUAAGAUUGUCUCCCUUGAGGAGCGGGACAGUUCAGAUGAUUCCGACUAUUGGGCAAAGUAUCCAUCUCUUAUCUCUUCACACAAAGAACGACUCUGGGAUGCCUUAUUGGAGGGACUGGAAAAAUACAGCGAGACGCUGACAAGUCGAUCUACACUCAUCAAUGAGACGGACGCACUGCGGCAACAAAAUGCUGAGCUGAGAAUGUUGCUUCACCAAUACGUCAAUUCUAAGGUUAAUGCCGAACUAGAAAUUCCACCCACACGGGUUCUUCAGCUAGAGAUGAACCCAUCUAUGCAGAAAUAGAUAUGGCAACCAGGAAUCAUCUGUGGUCAUGAAAAAACGAUGAGAUGUUUACUGAAAAUGAUGGCUCAUAAAUUGGGAUUAUUUUGUUGUCAGACAUUUCACUGGUUCAUUUAACCAAAUGAAUCUGGAAAGCCAAAGUGAGAAAUUGUAAAUGCAUCUCAAAGCACUAGAAUUUCUAUCAAAAAACAAUGUUGAAUCCUUAUCACCAUUUUAUUCUGAUGUUAUUCCCAACUUUAGGCUACCACGAUAAAAACAGAAAUCAAGCAUGUAAGUGUUGGUAAUUCCUGGAUGUUUUCAGAUUCUAGGAGGCUCGACUGUGAUAAAACAUGGUAUAGUGUGUAUACGUUAUAAAUAUGUAAAAUGUAAAUAAUAUGUAUGAACAUUUAUGUUUAAAAUCAUGAAUAUGAAUUAUUAUUGUAAAUAAACAUGUGAAAAGCA
This is a messenger RNA of Pecten maximus, 2771 nucleotides long. RefSeq names its product dynein regulatory complex protein 1-like. Gene Ontology annotation, biological process: axonemal dynein complex assembly; cilium-dependent cell motility; regulation of cilium movement. The record is from RefSeq and is a predicted model, not a curated record. Lineage: Eukaryota; Metazoa; Mollusca; Bivalvia; Pectinida; Pectinidae. The transcript is spliced from 20 exons. The coding region runs from base 96 to 2333 and encodes 745 amino acids. Gene Ontology annotation, cellular component: axoneme; axonemal dynein complex.